Molecule: messenger RNA, 1662 nt
Organism: Nicotiana tabacum (common tobacco)
Lineage: Eukaryota; Viridiplantae; Streptophyta; Magnoliopsida; Solanales; Solanaceae
Product: glycerophosphodiester phosphodiesterase GDPD1, chloroplastic
Biological process (GO): glycerophospholipid catabolic process
Molecular function (GO): phosphoric diester hydrolase activity
Source: RefSeq, a predicted model, not a curated record
UUGGGAAUAUUCUUUCGUGUCAAUGGAGAUCCCAUUCCAAUUCCACCCUCCUUAAAUACCAUUGUUGUACAUUACAUCUUUCCUAACUUCUCGUACAAUUUCCAUCUCCUUUCUUUGUCCAAAAUUUCUUCCCCGUUUUCUCUCUUUAUUUUUUCUAAUACAAUGGCUCUUAAAGCCGUUCAUGUUUCUGAUGUUCCCAAUUUAGAUCAAGUCCCUGAGAAACCUUCUCUAGCUCUCUAUUCCACCCGCUUCUCUCAAGGGGUUGAAAUUGGAAGAACAUCGUUCAAGCCAUCGAAUUUUUUAGUCGUUGGCCAUAGAGGGAACGGGAUGAAUUUGUUGCAGUCUUCUGACCGGAGAAUGAAGGCUGUUAAGGAAAAUUCAAUUCUUUCAUUCAAUUCAGCUGCUAAUUACCCCAUCGAUUUUAUCGAGUUUGACGUUCAGGUGACAAAGGAUGAUUGCCCCAUCAUUUUUCACGACAACUUCAUCCUCACUCAAGAAAAUGGUACAAUCUAUGAAAGAAGAGUAACCGAAUUGACGGUUGCUGAAUUUCUUAGCUAUGGACCUCAAAAGGAAGAGAGUGUCACUGGAAAACCUUUACUGAGGAAAACAAAAGAUGGAAAGAUUGUUAGCUGGACAGUUGAAACGGAUGAUUCAGUGUGUACCUUAAAAGAAGCCUUUGAGAAAGUGAACGCUUCUAUUGGCUUCAACAUCGAACUCAAAUUUGAUGACCACAUUGUUUAUGAGCAAGACUACCUCGUCCGCGUUCUUCAAGCCAUUUUACAUGUUAUCUCAGAGCACGCUAAAGGCAGACCAAUUAUCUUCUCAAGUUUCCAGCCUGAUGCUGCUCUGCUUGUCAAGAAACUCCAGACUGCUUACCCUGUAUUUUUCCUCACAAAUGGAGGAACAGAAAUUUACUAUGAUGUUAGAAGGAACUCAUUGGAGGAGGCCACUAAACUGUGUUUAGAGGGUGGUCUUGAAGGGAUUGUUUCAGAAGUCAAAGGAAUCUUUAGGAAUCCAGGAGCAGUUAACAAGAUCAAAGGGUCUAAGCUCUCUCUUAUGACAUAUGGCAAAUUGAAUAACGUGCCUGAAGCUGUGUAUAUGCAACAUCUGAUGGGAAUAGAUGGGGUGAUUGUGGAUUUGGUUCAAGAAAUAACAGAGGCUGUGAGUAACCUAGUGAAGAAGCCUGAGGAGGUUGAAGAUGAGAUUUUGCUGGAAGGGGAGGAGAAAGUUCAAAAUAGACCUCAAUUCUCACAAAGGGAAUUGUCUUUUCUUCUCAAGCUUAUCCCCGAAUUGAUACAAUAACAUGCCUGCUCACUACUUUAUGUUUGUAUUUCUAGUGUGUCAAAACAAAUCAGUCAAAUACCAACAAGGACAUUCCCCAUUUCCCACCUUUUGGUUAUUGUAGAUAGUGUUUUUAAGCCAUAUAACUUGUUUACAAGCGUUAUUGAGUGCUCACCCCUUUCGCUCUGGGAUUGUCAUACUUUAGUGUAGAAAUUUAGGUAUGGCCUUCAACUUUUUCAUUUUUUCCUUUUUUCUUCGUAACCUUUACUACCUCUCGUUCUGUCAUUUUUUCUGGCCAUACCGGGUCCUCUGUAAUCGACUAUUGUACAAUAUCCUUGAACCAGAGAUAAAGAAGCAAAGGUUCCACAUCUAUAGAUGUUA